Phymastichus coffea is the source of this 1890-nucleotide messenger RNA. RefSeq names its product choline transporter-like protein 2. Gene Ontology annotation, cellular component: membrane. The record is from RefSeq and is a predicted model, not a curated record. Gene Ontology annotation, biological process: transmembrane transport. Gene Ontology annotation, molecular function: transmembrane transporter activity. NCBI's taxonomy places the organism in Eukaryota, Metazoa, Arthropoda, Insecta, Hymenoptera, Eulophidae. The coding region runs from base 228 to 1604 and encodes 458 amino acids. The transcript has 6 exons.
GCUAGAGAAUCUGGGUUUUCCUUGCCAAUACAGUAAUAUCUACGUAGACAUGAAAUGGGUCCGUGUAGACAUCCAAGCUCUCUUUACAUCUAGUUGUUGGCUCAGUUUUCUCUACGCAGUCGAGCUGUUCACUUCGCGAAUUUCUACAGUAGCUCUGGUGCAUACAGUAAUCUAUUUAUUUAAAUGUUAAUGUUUUGAACUACUAGCUUAUAUAUAGCCCAUACAAUAUGCAGACGAAAAUUCAAAAUACAGUCGUAUUGAAUCACACACUUCACGUGAAUCCUAUACAGGAAGAUCGCAAGCCUACUAAUUCACUAUUCAUUUUCAUAUUUUCACUAAUAUUUCUUGUUUGGUUCAGUGUCAGCAUACAAGGUAUCGUUGAUUUACAACUUCCUUUUUAUUGCAAUAACAGUCAAAAUUUUUUAGCUCUAGCCUAUCCUAUGCAUAUUGAUCGAUUUGAGGAUGAACACAAACAUGCAAUUAUUCAGAAAUAUAGAAUUGAUACUCAAAAUCAGAUUGAAGAGCUUGAGAUCAGAUUCGAUGGUCGAUUUAUAUUUUACAGCGUUGUUAGCGCAUCAGUAGCCAUUAUUUAUAUGUAUUUGCUAACUCAAACGAUAAGCCGAUUUAUGAUUUAUUUAUCAACGAUAUUAUUAAUUAUUGGAUUGGUCGUAUAUGUCGUAGUUAGUCUGAUAAUAGCUAUUCCAUUUGAUCACAUCCACAGGAUUAUAUUAUUUUCGUUUUCAUUAGUUUAUUUAUUGUAUCAUUCUAUAGUUCUUAUGUGCCUUCAAAAAAUCGGAUUCAAAACGAUAACUGAUAUAAUCAAAGACUCUUGCAGAGCAGUAAUACUAUGUCCUUCAAUAAUAAUUUUCACAUGUAUAAUGUCUGCGAUAAUUAUUCUAGUAUUUGCAUUUUCACUUUACAUCUUUAAAUGCAUAGCGUUGUCUAAUAAUGACUGUUCCCACAUCAUAGCUUAUUGCUGCGUGGAUAUAAUUGGCGGAAUCAUCAUCGUUUCUUUCCUCAUUAAUUUCACCCAAAUAGCAAUUUCUGAAUAUACAAUCAAUUGGUUCUGGACUGAUGAUAAAAAUUUAGUUACGCAUAGCUUCAUCAGUAGCAGCAUCGAAAAAACAAUAGGAUAUCAUAUGGGUACAGUAGCGUUUGCAUCAAUACCGCUAUUGCCUAAUAUUUGUGCAAGCUUCCAUGUUUGCACCUGCCAAUACGAGUCAGACGGAGUGAUAAAAAAAGAAAAUAUAUUCAUAAGAUUCAUAAGUCAGAUCGCUUUGAUAUUUUAUAUAAAAGAUUACGCUCUCAUUCACACUUCGAUCUAUGGAUUUGACUUUUCUAACUCGGCAGUGGCGGCUAUUGCCCUGGUGUCGGAAAAUGCAUCAUUAUUUUUAGCGGCGACAGAGAUAUCUAAUCUGGUGCUGUUGGUUGGUGCUGCAGUUGCCACAGUACCAUUCGCAAUUGAGGAUCAUCCGUACUUAGCGCUAUACUCGUUUCCCCUGCCGUUUUUUAUACUACUUGUGACCGCAAUACGUGCAUUGCUAGUAAAUAAAAUGAUAAUUCAGAGUACUUCAGAAAUUUUAAAAGAAAAACUUGAAGUGUAAUCGCCUUGGACGUAUAUAUAUUAUCAAAUGUGUUAAUUCGUAGUCGCAUUGCAUUAAUAUCAAAUCAAAACUUGCAUUUAUACUUCACAUAUUUGAUAUUUAAGUAAUGUUAUCUGCGGUAGCUGAUUGAUGGAUACAUAUUUUCGUUAUUUUGACUAAAUUUAAAAUACUCUGUAGUCUAGUUUUAUAAAACAAACACAAUAAAUAAAAAGAAGAACAUUAUUGUUGAACAAAAAAAAUUAAUUGCAUAUGUAAAAUUUACUUUUAUAAUGUACGAAUGCUUUCA